Molecule: messenger RNA, 1709 nt
Organism: Panicum virgatum (switchgrass)
Lineage: Eukaryota; Viridiplantae; Streptophyta; Magnoliopsida; Poales; Poaceae
Product: cytochrome P450 94C1-like
Exons: 1
Coding region: 26-1624 (532 amino acids)
Molecular function (GO): iron ion binding; oxidoreductase activity, acting on paired donors, with incorporation or reduction of molecular oxygen; heme binding
Source: RefSeq, a predicted model, not a curated record
CAAACACAGACCCAAAUCGAUCGAAAUGCCCCUCUCCCUGACCUCAUGGCUUUACGACCUUGCCUUCCUGAUCCUCCUGCCUCUGCUCCUCCUACCCCUCAUCUACCUGCUGUACCAGCGCCGCCAUGAUCCCUGCAAGAAGCAGCCUCGCGGAGAUGAUGACCUCAAGGCCUACCCACUCCUCGGGAGGCUCCCACACCUGGUCAGGAACCAGCACCGCUUAGCCGAAUGGUCGGUCGGCGUCGUGAAGCGAAGCCCGACGCAUACCGCGUCCUUCAAAGCCGCCGGCCUGCCCGGCGUCGUCAUCACCGCCAACCAGGAGAAUCUCGAGCACGUAGCCAAGACAAGCUUCGCCAACUACCCCAAGGGCGACUACAUGCUAUCCAUGAUCAGGGACCUGCUCGGCCACGGCCUCUUCAACUCCGACGGCGACCAGUGGCUGUGGCAGCGCAAGGCCGCCAGCUACGAGUUCAGCAAGCGCUCGCUGAGGAAGUUCAUCGCCGACACCGUCCGGUCCGAGGUCGUCGACCGGCUUCUACCGCUGCUGGAGCAGGCCGCGCGCCAUGGGCGCACUCUGGACAUGCAGCGCGUCUUCGAGUCCUUCGCCUUCGACAACAUCUGCCACGUGGCCUUCGGCGAGGACCCGGCGUGCCUCGCCGAGGAGGGCACGGCCACGCCGCCGCAGGCCUCGGAGUUCAUGCGCGCCUUUGACGACGUCCAGAACGCCAUGGUGGCCCGUUUCCGGCCGCCGGAGAGCUUGCUGUGGCGUCUGAAGCGGAUGCUCGACAUAGGGUCCGAGAGGCAGGUCCGCCAGGCGCUCGACAUCGUCCACGGCUACGCCGACAUGAUCGUCCGAAGGUGCAGGGAGAGAGGAGAGAGCAGGGACGACUUCCUAGCGCACUUAGUUGCCGCUCGCGGGGAUCUCAGCAAAGAGAGCCUCCGGGACGUGGUCACCAACUUCCUCCUUGCUGGGCGCGACACGACGUCCUCCGCGCUGACAUGGUUCUUCUGGCUGGUCUCCGGCCGGCCUGACGUCGAGGACAAGAUCGUGCGUGAGGUCCGCACACUGCUGCGCGGAUCACCAAGAUCGUCCUCAAGCCAUGGCGGCGGCACGGGCACGACGACGACGACGACGUUCGGCUUGGACGAGCUCCGGGAAAUGCACUACAUCCACGCCGCCAUCACCGAGUCGAUGCGGCUGUACCCACCGGUGGCCAUGGGCAUGCACUCCAGCAAGCGGGAUGACCACCUGCCGGAUGGCACGUUCGUCGGGAAAGGGUGGCUGGUGAACCACUCCAUGUACGCCAUGGCACGGCUGGAGAGCUUAUGGGGCAAGGAUUGUGAGGAGUUCAGGCCGGAGAGGUGGCUCCGGGAAGACGACACGUUCCAGCCAGAGAGCCCGUCGAAGUACCCCGUGUUUCAUGUGGGGCCAAGGAUGUGCCUCGGCAAGGAGAUGGCCUACAUCCAGAUGAAGUCUAUCGUGUCCUGCGUGUUCCAGAGGUUCAGCUUCCAGUUCCUUGGCGGUGAGGAGCGCCCUAGGCUAGACUUAUCCUUCACGCUGCGGAUGAAAGGCGGUUUGCCGAUGCAAGUGACCAAGCGGCCGGGAGAAGCUGCUCUAGGCUAGCAUAAAGGAAGGAGGGAGUAUCAAUUGUUGUUGUGAGUCACUCACUCCCAGGGGCGAAUCCAGCAGCAAGUCAAGAGGGGGCUCA